Molecule: messenger RNA, 1877 nt
Organism: Lonchura striata (white-rumped munia)
Lineage: Eukaryota; Metazoa; Chordata; Aves; Passeriformes; Estrildidae
Gene: RBM43
Product: RNA binding motif protein 43
Source: RefSeq, a predicted model, not a curated record
CCCGCGGGGCUCCUGCAGGACGAGCUGGUGGCCGACAUCCUCACCAUCCACUUCCAGCGCUCCCGCAACCGCGGCGGCGACGUGCGCCGGGUCACCUUCCCCACCCGCUGCCCGGGCGUCGCCCUCGUCACCUUCGAGGACGCGGGAGUUGUGGAGCGCGUUCUGGAGAAGGAUCAGCAUCUCCUGCAGGACCAGAGGCUGCCCAGGCCCUUCCCCCUGACAGUGACCCGCUACUGCCACAACGCCUUCCUCUGGGUCUCGUGCACGCUCAGCCUGGCUGUUUUCAGAGACCACUUGCUUUUGGAAGAUCUGCUGCAGGAGAUGCAGAAGCAGAGCCCGGGCUUGAUUUUUGGGGCUCUGCAGCGUGACGGGCAGGUGGCUGUGCAGGGCUCCUUCCCAGAGCUCCGAGUGCUGAGAGAAUUCCUCCUGCUGAAGGCAAAAUCCCUGCCAGAGGAGCCCGAAAAAGAGGGGAAACCCCAGCAGAGAGGCAGGAGGAAGCUGCAGGAGCCCAGAGGUGCUGCAGGGAUGAGGAAUUCCAGCCGGGGUGCACCGAGGGAAAAACCAGUGCUGGUUCUGGACACGGAUAUCUAUCACUACCUGAUGUGCUUCCCUCCCAGAGCCCUGCAGGGAAAUGAAGUUGUCAUUUCUGCUGUCACCGACGGUGACAUUGCCACGGUGAGCAUUGAGAGUGCUGCCAGCAAGGCUGGUGUUUUGCAGGCCAAGAAAACCAUUGCGAAUCACUCCGUGGAGCUGCAGAAGAUGCUGAGGAAGGAGAGGAUCUGCCUCAAGGAGCACGGCAGGGCUGAGAAGCAGAGGUACAAGGAGCUCUGCAAUAGGCUGAAGCCUCACUACCCCAAAGUGCUGGUCAUGCCCUGUGACACCCACAUCGACCUCGUGGGACCUUCUGCAGACGUUUUUGGGUUCACAGAGGAGGUGAAGAGGCAUUCCAGGUAGGAGUGAGGGCUCCUGGAGUCUGGAUUGCUCACCCAGACCGUGCCUGUGGCACCAGGAUGUCACUUUGUCCCACUCACAGGCUGGCAACUUUGCACAGGAGCACAGGAGGAUGACCAAGCCUGGUGCCCCCAGAUACCAAAUUUAGGUCAGAACAAAGCAAGAAAAAAAAAAAAAAAAAAAAAAAGGUCGCUGCAUCUUUCAUGAGCUUGGGGAUCUCUUCUCCCCAGAAACAGCCACAUUUCAUUUUGGUACCUUAGUGCAUUCUCAUCCCAACUUGCUGUCAAGGAGUACAUGAUGAGAAAAGAGAAGAGGUUUUGUUUUUAGUUUUUUUGGUUUUGUUUUUGUUUUAUUUUUAAUAAGCUGGGUGUGCCAGCCAUGUAGGAAACGCUGUAGGGAAGUUCUGUGUGAGGUUCUGUGAGGAGGUGACCACAGCAGCCAGGAAUGGGGACCUUUCCUGUGCCUUUAUCUGCCCAGGGACCCUUGGGAAGAGAGCUGGGACACUUGGCAGAGCAAAACACACCUGAAAUGUGCUUGAGAAAGCCUUGGCAAUUCUUCCUUGCGGGAAACAGGCAAGUUUGUUUUCAUAGGAGCAAUAAUGGGCUUUGCUUCCAGCUGUAAAGGCUUCUGCAGCAUCUCUUGGCAGCUGAUUAUUUACACAGGAAGGUGUGUCCAGGGAUUUGAUGGGAAAAUCUGGGGCUGUUCAGACUUUGGAAUCAGAUUCUGUGUAUGCAAAUCUGUUUCUGUAUCCAUUACAAGGUCACAAACGGUGUUUUUUUUUGUAAAACCAAUUUAGAAAAUCGCUUUGAUUUUAUGAUACCUGUAUGUUUAGAAUAAUUUGUCAGAAUGUCCAGAGCAGCUUUUCUGCCUGAUAUGCAAGGCAGGUUUUAGGGGUUUGUGCCAUUAAAGAAAAGAGUUGUCCAAAA